AGGAAGAGGAUAAAAGAAGGAAGAGGAGAAAAGGGGGAUGGGGAGGAGGGGGGAGAAGGAAGAAGGCUCUCAUUGGGAGCUGCCCCCUUGGGGACCAGUGGGCAGUGGGAAGCCCGCACCGAGCACCCCAGGAUCCCCAGAGCCCAGACCCAGCUCCCCGUAGCCCCCACAUCCCCUGAAGCUGAAGGUGGGAGCCCAGCAGUAUGCAUGCUUCCUCCCCCAGAUUUUCCCUCCCAGAACACUCCAGAUGGGGAGGAAGAGGAGGCACCAGCCACAAGUCCCUUGGGCAGCUGACAAUGGCCUGGAGGAUGAGAAAGGGGAAAAAAUGGAGACACCAAACGGAUCAGAGCUGUGUUCAGGACAAUCCAAGGGGAACUUGGCCCAGAAGGCAAACUCAACACCACAGCACCAACCACGGUGAAGCUCCAAGGAACCAAGUGGAGAAGCGAGGCUAGAGCCCUGUGGCCACCAAUCAAUGAGGACGGGUGGAAGCCCAAAAGCCUGCCAGAGGGAUCCCACGGUGGGGAGAUCCUAUAACAUCAGAGAGGCCAGGAGGCCGGGAGGCACAGCAUGUGGAACCUCCUAUGGGUGUCCGGACUGUGGGAAGACCUUCAGCAGGAGGUCGUUCCUUGUCCCCCACCAGAGGAUCCACACUGGAGGGCCCUUCACAUGCCAUGAGUGCGGGAAGGGUUUCCGAGUGGGGUCGUCCCUCAACAAGCACCAGCGGAUCCACACAGGGGAAAAACCCUACAAGUGCUCAGUCUGUGGGAAGAGUUUCCGCCUCAGCUCCACCCUCAGCACCCACCAAAAGGUUCACACCAGGGAGAAACCCUACACGUGCUUGGUGUGUGGGAAGGCUUUUCGGGUGAACUCGUACCUGCUGGCACAUCAAGCCACCCACAGUGUGGACAACCCCUUGCAGUGUCCCGCCUGUGGGAAGCACUUCAGCGUGAGGAGGUAUCUGGCCAUCCACCAGCGGAUCCACAUGGGAGAGAAGCCCUUCAAGUGUCCAGAGUGCAGGAAGGGUUUCAGCCGAAGAUCCGUCCUCAUCAUCCACCAGCGGACCCACACUGGGGAGAAACCCUACAAGCGCCCCGAGUGCGGGAAGGGAUUCAUCAUGAGCUCGGACCUCACAGCCCACUGGAGAAUCCACACUGGGGAGAAACCCUACAAGUGCCUCAGCUGUGAGAAAACCUUCCGCCUGAGCUCCCACCUGACAAGACACCAGCGGUGCCACACCGGGGAGAGGCCAUACAAAUGCACCGACUGUGGGAAGAGCUACACCGACAGCUCUGGCCUCAUCAAACAUAGGAGGCUCCAUGCCGGGGAGAAGAAGUCGACACUCAGCACAGCUCAGGGAGCAAGGAAGAGACUCUACAAAUCCUCCCGCUGUGGUAAGAUCUUCAGUAUGAAGUCAGCCCUCAUGGUCCACCAAGUGAGCCACACCAGAGAGCGACCCUACAAAUGCCCCAAGUGUGAGAAGACCUUCAGCCACAGCACGGCCCUAGGGAAACACCAGUGGGUCCACACCGGGGAGAGCCCCUUCAAGUGUCCUGACUGCGGGAAGGGCUACACUGAUGGCUCCACAUUGCGGAGGCACCAGAGGAGCCACACCAAGGUGAGACCCUAUAAGUGUCCCGGCUGCGGGGAAUGCUUCAGCGUCAUCUCUGCUCUCCUGAAGCACCAGCGGUUCCAUACCAAGGAAAGGCUUUACAGAUGCCCCGAAUGCGAGAAGAGCUUCCACUCCAACUUUCUCCUUGUCACCCACCAGCGAACCCACACAGAAGAGAAACCAUACACCUGCCCCAUCUGUGCCAAAGCCUUCAGCCAAGCUUCCCACCUUACAUGGCACCAGAAGAUCCACAUGAGGAGUGGGGCUGGCACUGCAUGGCGUGCAAUGACCCCAUAGCAAUUCCAAGCCACGCUCAGCAGUGGCACAGGGACUGAUCCAGGAAUCUCAACCACCUCAAGCCCACGGUCUGCCACAAGUCAUUCAUCCCAAGAAGCCUUGUCCUGUAUGCUGCCAGCCCAGUAAGCACUGUAGGGUACGUGCUGCUCACCCAGAUGUUAACUGGAGCCCAGUAUUAACCAGUUACUGGUUACAAUGUGACCAUGCCACCCUUCUAUAGCAUGACCCUUUUUUUUCUCACCCAGUCAACACGCCUUUGGGUUAAGGCUGUGACCACACUUGUAUUUUAAGUUUUUUAUUUAUCCUUACUUCCUAUUCCUUUAUCCCUGAGUCCCUCUCCUACUCCCCUUCCCAAACUGACUCCUCCAAUUAUCUUGCCCAACUCACCCUCAGCUUCACUCCCAUUGUUACCAAAGUCAGUCCCAGAAAAAUCGUAUGUAACCACUACUUUUGGAUCAUAAUUUGUCCCUUAAAUGUGCAGAGAUAGCACUGUUACUUAGUGCAUCCAGACUGAACCUUCUUGCCUCCUGCUGGCCAAGGAUGGCUCUGUUAUCACACUCUAAUUCUGCUCAGCUUAUGCCCAUACAAAGAUUUUACAGGGUAUUUGGGGACUUUAUGGUGUAUCUGGGGACAGGCACAGGAGUGCUUUAUAGUAUUGAUGCUGAAGUCCUGGCCAAUAAGCUAGACACAAUGACUACCUCACUGUGCAAUUGUCUCAUUUGCUUACAAUCAUCAUUUAAGUUGGGAAUGGGACCAUAAAGGUUAACCCUUCAUGAGAAUGUAUAGACCAUGGUGACUGUGUGUUAUUGCUAAAUGUCAAGGGAAUGUUUUCUCAGCUUUGAGCUGCCUUCAAACCCAACCGUGGGUGCAAGCUGAAACCAUAAGAGAAGGUGACACCUGCUGAAAUUCAUGGAGGUGAAUUGAACAAUAGGGAAAGGUCCAAGUCACUUGGCCAAAGGAGCCCUGAUAACCAUGGUCAUGUAAGUCUUUCCAUGCCCAGAUAUUAAUUUUAGUCCAGAAUUAGUGAAUUAUUGGAUUUUCUGUUGUUUCAAGCCAGAAAAUUGUGCUACUGUUUCUCAUAAUGUUAUUCUGAAAUAAAUAGAUAGUUCCUAAAGCUCUUGGUCUAGUGUCUUUUACCAUAUCCCAAACCUAUAGCUCAGCAGGGCUGUCUCAAGCCCCCACAGCCUGGCUGGGGGGGGGGGGGGGGAAUUCAUGGCUCUGCUAAUGAGCAGGGACUCAGCCGCAAUAACUCAUUUACUCAUCUAUCAUGGUACCUCCAGUAGCCAGCCAACAGGUCUGCUAACUCUGGUUUCUGUGCCAAAGCUUCCAAACAGGAAUCACACUGUUUGAUUCUGUGCUGCAUUUUUUUAGUCUGAGCUGCAUUUUUUUCUGAAGAAAUGCUAGAUGCAGUAACUAGAGAACAAAAAGUACAAAAGUACAAUUUUCUUUAACAGAAUAGCUCAUUCUGUAGAAAAAAAAAAAAAAAA
Messenger RNA from Anas platyrhynchos (mallard), 3396 nucleotides. RefSeq lists its product as uncharacterized. The record is from RefSeq and is a predicted model, not a curated record. Gene Ontology annotation, molecular function: DNA-binding transcription factor activity; RNA polymerase II cis-regulatory region sequence-specific DNA binding. Gene Ontology annotation, biological process: regulation of transcription by RNA polymerase II. NCBI's taxonomy places the organism in Eukaryota, Metazoa, Chordata, Aves, Anseriformes, Anatidae.